Gracilinanus agilis (Agile Gracile Mouse Opossum) is the source of this 1838-nucleotide messenger RNA. It is a transcript of the gene HHATL, whose product is annotated as hedgehog acyltransferase like. Lineage: Eukaryota; Metazoa; Chordata; Mammalia; Didelphimorphia; Didelphidae. The coding region runs from base 170 to 1684 and encodes 504 amino acids. Gene Ontology annotation, biological process: negative regulation of N-terminal protein palmitoylation. Gene Ontology annotation, cellular component: endoplasmic reticulum. The record is from RefSeq and is a predicted model, not a curated record. Gene Ontology annotation, molecular function: acyltransferase activity. The transcript is spliced from 12 exons.
AGGGCAGUAACCAGAGCAGGCUGGCCUGGGGACCAGCUCCUGAAAGGGAGGCAGCAGGAGGGACCAGGCCUUGCUCACCCUCAGGGCCUGCUCUGGGGCUCCUUGGAGACCGGGCCUAGGCAAGGUCCUCUCCUCCAGCUCCAGGACCUCCUGGGUCCCUUCCUCAAGUAUGGGCAUCAAGACUUCACUGCCCCCUCUCGAGCUAGCCACCUACGCCCUGGUUCUAGUGGGCGCCCUGAGCUAUGCUGCCAUUGAGCUCUUCGAGACGUCUCGAGACAACAUGAACAGGAAGACAUUCAAGGAGUCGGUGAAGCCUGGCUGGCAUUACAUUGGACGAAAGAUGGAUGUAGCAGAUUUCGAGUGGGUAAUGUGGUUCAAGACCUUCCGUAACGUCAUCAUCUUUGCCCUCUCGGGUCAUGUGCUCUUUGCCAAGAUCUGCUCCAUGACUGCUCCACAGCACCGCUCCUGGAUGUAUGCUCUGUACGGGGUCUUCGCCGUGCUGACGAUCAUGGGCUCCCACUACGUGCUGCUUCUGUUGGCCCACUGCCUGGGUCUCUACAUGGUCUCGCUAUUUAAGCAGCCGUGGCUCUGCUUUACUGUGGGUCUCACCAGUCUGGCCUCUUUCAAGCUGGAGCCAGCCAAUGUGUGGCAGAACGAGUUUGUAAAGGAAACUUUUGAUCUUCAAGAUGUGCUAUUUUAUGGGGGCAGCGGCUUCACGAUUUUCCGAUGCAUGAGCUUUGCCCUGGAGAACUGUGCUCGGCCUGAUGGCAAUUACUCCUUCCUGGACCUGUUCAAGUACAAUUUCUAUCUCCCCUUCUUCUUCUUUGGACCCAUCAUGACUUUUGACAAGUUCCAUGCCCAGGUGAGCCAGCUGGAGCCCGUUCGAAGGGAGCGGGAAAUGUGGCAGAUCCGGAUGCAGGCAGGACUCAGCCUGGCCGCCAUUGUGGUCGUGGACGUGUUCUUCCAUUUCUUCUACAUCCUUACCAUUCCUAAUGACCUCAAGUUCACCAAUAGCCUCUCAGACUGGACCCUAGCGGUCUUGGCCUACUUCAAUCUGGUAUAUGACUGGGUGAAAGCAGCUGUGAUGUUUGGCGUCGUGAACACUGUGGCCCGGCUGGAUCACCUGGACCCGCCCCAGGCACCUAAGUGCAUCACAGCCCUCUAUGUCUUUGCAGAAACGCACUUUGACCGUGGGAUCAAUGACUGGCUGUGCAAAUAUGUCUAUGAUGCUAUUGGUGAGGAGCACCAGUCUGUGGGGCCAGAGCUGGUAGCUUCACUGGCCACAUUUGCCAUUACCACCCUAUGGCUGGGGCCCCAUCAUAUUGUCUACCUGUGGUCUGCCCUGAACUGCUUUGGUCUCAACUUCGAGCUCUGGGUACAGAAGCUAGCUGAGUGGGGACCAGUGGCCCAGGUAGAGAGCUCGCUGUCAAAGCAGAUGUCCCGGAGAGCUCGGGCUCUCUUUGGGGCUGCAAACUUUUGGUGCAUCAUCAUUUACAACCUCAUGUCUCUGAACAGCCUGAAGUUCAUGGAGUUAGUGAUCAGACGCCUACUGUUCACAGGAUUUCCCCAAAGUACCCUGGUCAUCCUAUUUGUCACCUACUGUGGUGUGCAACUGAUUAAAGAAAGAGAAAGGCUCCAGGCUCUGGAGGAAGAGAAGGAAGCUGCCAAAAAGAAGGCUGCAUAGGGAGGGAGGAAGGGGAGGAAGAGGAGAAAAAAAAAAAAGGAGGAAUAGGCAGAAGAGACGAACCAUCUACACCCUCAGCCUUCCCCCAAGACCCCCAUCCCCUGGGUUCUAGACCAAGCCUUUAAGACAAAAUAAAAUUUUUUUGCUACGACAA